AUGAGAGAGCCAGGUGAAGACAUCAGCGUUGGCCACAUGUCAACAGAGCUGGCACAAAGAGACAAGCAGCUCAAGUAUCUCUCGGAACAGCUAGCAGAAAAGGACAAGGAAUUGCAAGCACAGGCCAACAAGUUGACAGCCCAGCAAGCCCAAUUGAAGAACCAAUCGUUCGAGCCGGCACAACUUAUGUGGCAUGACAAUCCUGCGGCCCCGCUUGCUACUGAGAAGUUGAAAGAUGAAAUAGAAGACCACAAGGUAUACAAUCGUAAGCUUGCGCAAGCCAACAAAAUUCUGAAGACCCAGAAUGAGACGCUCGAUGCGGAGAAGGAAGAUCUGCAAAACCAAUUGAAGACAAGCAACAAUAAUGAGGACCUUCUGCUUCUGAUAAACAGAUGUAGGGAGCUAAAGGACGAAGCCGAGACUUUGCGAGCUGAAAAUCAACUUCUCACUCGCGCUGCAAACAACGCUAGAUUCGAAGCAGAUGUUCAGGCUGAGGAGGAGAGGAAUAUCGACCAACUGUUUGAGGGAGGAAUUGAGCAAUUCGACAACAACCGAAUCGAAAUGUUGAUGUCUCGCAACAGGGAGCUAAAGGCCGCAAACAGGGGUUUCAAGCUGGAGUUGAAGGCUCGCAGAAGCUCGAUGGGUGCCGCUUUUUCAGGAGACUUGGAGACUGACGAUGAGGAUGAUGACGAGUUGGAAAUGACAGGCGCAACUGGAGGCUCUUCGACGCUACACAGACAGUCACAGUCAUCUGCAACACGCGCGAGGCCAUUGGGUCCAGCACCGCCUAUUCCACGCACACUUCCAGAGGGAGUGGUCCCUGUUCGUGCGCAUCUUCGACACAUGCAUAAGAGGAAGUAG
This is a messenger RNA of Mollisia scopiformis, 861 nucleotides long. RefSeq lists its product as uncharacterized. Bases 1 to 861 code for a protein of 286 amino acids. The record is from RefSeq and is a predicted model, not a curated record. Lineage: Eukaryota; Fungi; Ascomycota; Leotiomycetes; Helotiales; Mollisiaceae. The transcript has 2 exons.